Messenger RNA from Strongylocentrotus purpuratus (purple sea urchin), 651 nucleotides. RefSeq lists its product as uncharacterized. The coding region runs from base 228 to 548 and encodes 106 amino acids. The record is from RefSeq and is a predicted model, not a curated record. Lineage: Eukaryota; Metazoa; Echinodermata; Echinoidea; Camarodonta; Strongylocentrotidae. The transcript is spliced from 3 exons.
UUACCAUAAUUGAAACUAUAGUAGCUACCAUAAUUGGCUGGCGAAUUAAUGGUAAGCUACUAUAGAUGGCAUUUUCCAUUGCAUAAAAAGAGUAGUAAGCUACUAUAAUAGCAACGUCAUUGAAUCGAUCGAAACAAGCAGGCGCAUGCGCAGAUCGGCGAGCGGGAUGUUUAUUUUUUGUCGACCGUCUGCUACUGUUCCGAGAAACCGAAGUUCAGUGUGGUGCAAUGGCGUCCCCAACUAACAAACAAACAAAGAGGAGAGGAAACUACAGCGAUUGCCAAAUCGAGCAUCUAUGCAGGUUUGUCCAGGGAAAAUGUGCCAUCCUAUUCGGCAAGGCAGGAAACUGCAGCGAACGGGUGCAGGAGAGGAAGAAAAGGGCGUGGGAGGAGGCAGCCAUCACCAUGGCGGGCAUGGGUUGCCCCAACCGGUCGGGCAAGGACCUGAGGUUGUUGUGGAACGACCUCAGGUCAAAGGCCAAAAAAUAUAGAGACAGCCGCAAUAAGACGGGUGAGUCUUUUUGCUUAAAAAUAAAAAUUACGAUGUGAAAUAAAAUCUGUGCCACUUUACAAUUAUUUUGUUGUUAUCUGUCUUUGAGUUUUGCAUAGAAAUUUAUUACACAGCUCAAACAGAAUUUUUUUAAAGGCCAAG